GCUUCCGAAUCCAAAAUUCGUGUUCAGGUUCAGGUCGACAUGAUGGAGAUUGGAGAAGAACGUUCAAAUUGACACCUAUGUUGAUCCUACAGUCGCAACGUCAAAGCGGGUCGUUUUACAGUUGAAAAACAAGGGUCGAAUAAGAAUGACAGAAAACAUGGAUCAACUAAAUAAAUAUUUCAACAGAUCCGCAUCAGUAUCUUCAAAACCGAACGUUCUAGAAUGCCGGGUUUGCGAAGAAGUUUUCACUGCGGAAGGUGGGAAGGUACCACGUCUACUUCACUGCGGUCACACUGUGUGUCACUCUUGUUUACUGCGUCUUCGUCCCUGCGUAUCGGAUCAAAAGUUUCUUUUAUGUCCCUUCGACCGGCAACCCACAGCCAUAAAGAAGAAUGGAGUGUAUAGUCUAAAAAAGAACUUUGUGCUCAUCGAGCUCUUGGAAAGGCUGGAAGAGUCGAAUAUUGAAAAAAACAUGAAACUCGAACGGGAGAGGCUUCAGUCUACUCAGCCGUGCGACGAAGAUGAAAAACAUAUCGCUGUACUGUACUGCACAGUAUGCAUGACUCACCUUUGCGACGCCUGUGACGUUGUCACUCACUCGACAAAAACUCUUGCCAGGCACAGGCGCAUUCCUUUGUCGGAAAAACCAAAGGAAAAACCAAAGUGUCCCACUCAUAGCACGCAUAUCGCUGAAUUCACAUGCACACAGGAUGGGUGCAACAGUGCUCUUAUGUGCUACCUUUGCAGGGACUAUGGGAGGCACAGUACUCACAAGCAUACAUUGGUAGAGACAGAGGCUGAGAAUAUCCGAGUUUCAAUCAUCACAGCAAUGCAAAAAAUGACUCUAUUUACGGAAAACAUGAGGGAUACAGCUCAUAGAAUAGAGAUUGCAAUACAGGAAUUAGAAGGCUGGGCAAUAGAAGAUGCUCGGCAGCGAGUACGUCAGCACUUUGAAAAGUUGAGGUCGCUGCUAGCGAAACAGGAAAAAGCAGCUGCAAUGAGCGUUGAUGCUGAAACGAGGGAAAGACUUUGCACGCUUCGGGAAUUACACGAAAAUCUGAAUAUGACCAGGACCCAAGUUGCCGAAGUCUGUAUUGAGUGGGAGAGUCUGCUGGGUUCUGAAGAUUGGAAGUUGCUCAGCAGCGCCAGAGAUGUCAACCAAGUUCUGACUUCGCUGGAACAGCAGCAGAAACAUUACGCUCAGCUUGGUCCAGACUUGCUCACACCCGAAUCCUCUAUUCCUAUAAUAUUUAGCAGGGACAACAGAGUUCAUAUUGGAACAAAGAUAGAAAUGCGAGUUGUGAUACUUGGCCUAGAUGGGGCUGGAAAAACUAGUAUUUUAUUUGCCAUGAGGGACAUGGCUUUGUGCAGUCCACCGAUUCCUACAAUUGGGUUCAACGUAGAGAGCCUGGAGUACAAAAACCUGGUGUUUGCGCUUUGGGAUGUUGGCGGACAACAUAAAUUGAGGCCACUGUGGAAGCACUACUACCACAAUACUCAGGCUGUCGUUUUUGUUGUCGACGCUAGCGACAGGUUGCGAUUCAAAGAGGCGCAAAAGGAACUGACGAAAAUUGUUAGCGAACCCGAACUGAAAGACGCCUUGUUACUUAUCUAUGCCAACAAACAGGAUGUUCCAGGUUGUGCGAUGGUCGAAGAGCUGACGGAAAUCCUUUCCUUACAAAAAUUUUGUUGUGGUAGGGCCUGGCAUAUAGAGGGAUCUUCGCCUCUGACUGAUUCUACUGGUCUGAUUCAGGGAUUAGACUGGCUGACACAGCAAUUGGGUGCAAACGAAGCGCUUUACACCAAUAGUACCUAAAAAUAAAAAUACUAAGUGAAUUUAGUUUUUAGAUUUACAGUAAGCGUGUGUCAUACCACACUCCGCUACUCUACUCUUACCAUUUUAUAAUAAAGCAUGAAAAAAUAGCAGCAUUAUAUUGUCCGUCAACACU
Diprion similis is the source of this 1949-nucleotide messenger RNA. RefSeq names its product E3 ubiquitin-protein ligase TRIM23-like. NCBI's taxonomy places the organism in Eukaryota, Metazoa, Arthropoda, Insecta, Hymenoptera, Diprionidae. The record is from RefSeq and is a predicted model, not a curated record. The transcript has 6 exons. Gene Ontology annotation, biological process: intracellular protein transport; vesicle-mediated transport. Gene Ontology annotation, cellular component: cytoplasm; plasma membrane; lysosomal membrane. Gene Ontology annotation, molecular function: zinc ion binding; GTP binding; GTPase activity. The coding region runs from base 146 to 1816 and encodes 556 amino acids.